GUGAUGUGCUGUAAAUCAGUAGGAACUGACCCGUCCAUGCUGGAUAUUGAUGAUUUCGUCACAGAAAUCUCUCAGCUGAAGAAAGAGGUUGCGUUACUGGAGACAAAGAGGACUGAAGAGAGAGUGUUGAUGAUGAGAUGGAUGUGAUGUGCUGUAAAUCAGUAGGAACUGAUCUGUCCAUGCUGGAUAUUGAUGAUUUUAUCACAGAAAUCUCUCGGCUGAAGAAAGAGGUGGCGUUACUGGAGAUAAAGCUGAAGUUAAGAGGAGAUGAAGGACUGAAUAGAGAGGAUGAGGGUGUGGUUUGUUGUGAAUCUUCAGAGUAUGUGACUGUUUGGAGCUCCAGUGAAUGUCUGGAUUCAGUGUGGAUGAGCAGAGAUCAGAGCCGCACACCACAGUCACUGCUGGAUAAACUCUCUGAAGAGACAUCCAGACACACUCAGGACUCAGUUCUCAGUCUGUCUUUUCUCUCUUAUACUGAGUCAAAGCCCAGAGACGCUCAGGACACUACAGUGUGUGACAGUAAACAGAGCUUACAGGAGGAUCAAACCUCCACAGAGUCUCUGGAUUCUGUCUGUAACGCUGGAGAACAGCAGCAGAUCCUGCAGACCAAACUCAAGAUGUCUUCAGUUAAACCGAUGGACAGUGGGAACCUAAUGAUGAAGAUGAGAAGAGAAACUACAGCAGAGGAAGAUCACACUGAGGAAGAUGAUGACAAUCAUGAUGACUUUAUUCCUUCAGAAGAUCAGAACUGCAACUACAAUCAUCAGACAUCCAACAACAGCACAACAGAUCAGAAGUUUAUUCAUGAAGGUGAUAUCUGUAAUGAAUAAUAAGAUACAUUACUGUAACUAAUUCUGAUCUAAGAUCAGCUCAGUAAAUGAACACUAAUAAUCACAGCUGUUGUACCUGGACACGUCUGACAGAGUUGAGUGAUGUUGAGAUGUUGAGUUUGGUUUGUGAUGUUAUUGUUGAGUACACAGCUGUAUGUGUUUGUAUCCUGAUAUUCAACCU
Paramisgurnus dabryanus is the source of this 1011-nucleotide messenger RNA. The record is from RefSeq and is a predicted model, not a curated record. NCBI's taxonomy places the organism in Eukaryota, Metazoa, Chordata, Actinopteri, Cypriniformes, Cobitidae.